Molecule: messenger RNA, 1084 nt
Organism: Carassius carassius (crucian carp)
Lineage: Eukaryota; Metazoa; Chordata; Actinopteri; Cypriniformes; Cyprinidae
Exons: 2
Coding region: 57-749 (230 amino acids)
Source: RefSeq, a predicted model, not a curated record
CAGCAGCUGCAGAUGAAUUUUCUGGACUCAGAAAUGUGACAGCGGUCAGAAAGGAAAUGAUUAUUGAAUAUAUGAUCAAAGGUUCCAAAAAGGGAACAAAACCUCAAACUCAAGCUCAGCAGAAAGAGAGACAGAAAAAAGUGGAGGCCAUUCAGAAAGACAUGUUAGAAAAGAUCCGUAUCAUCAAACCAGACUUCAAUAAGGAGCUGACGGAAGAACUGAAAAGGUCAAAAAGAGGCGAACAUGUCUUCAACAAUCACAUUCUUAAAUUUCAUUCCACAGUGCUGACUGACUUUAUACAAAGAUAUAAUAUUGCUAAUCGACAAGGAUAUAAUCAGCCGGCGAUGGAUACAUUAGGCAGACACACGCUUACCCAAAACUCAGCAACAGAAAUUCAGACAAACAUGGUGGUUCACUUUGGCGAGGAUGAAUUCUAUGUGAAUUCGAAUGCAGUGUUGUAUGGUGAAUAUUGCAGAGCCCUGCGAGAUGCUAUGUUAGCUGUGCUGGGCCACAUAAACCCAGAUGACGUGACACAACAGGAGAGAGAAUGGGUGAAUGUAAUCAUAGAUAAUAUGAAUAACCAUGCAAUCUAUGUGGACCAACUGGCAGCGGGCACAUGGAUUGCCAAUAAUGCGGCUAGACAGGCCCGGUUUGAAGUGGUAAGACAGCAAGUUGUGACCAUGUAUAACACAGAUCGUGGGCUUGGAUGGUGCAUACACAUUCUGAAUCAAGUUGGGACCUUUGUUUGAACUUAGUGAGUUUAUAUCUCCUGUUCAGGCUUCCCAGGUUUCCUUUCAAAAUAUCCAGCUCAAUUACAUCCUAAAUCCCACAGACCUGAAACUAGCUCAAAAAGGACACUGGAGGAAACAAACACCAGUUUUUUUUUUUUCUUCAAACUAGAGUGGUGUGCACACAUUUGUAUAUUUGCAGUGUUUACAACACACUUAGCAUUAGCGUUUUGUCAUCCAUUGCCUGUUAUGACUGUUAUCCUCUCUAUAAUCGUGUUUUCCCUCUCGUUCAGACCCGUUCAGAAAUGGCUCCAUAUUCAGAUCUUGGCUUUUUUUUUUUUCACUUUCCCACACCC